This is a messenger RNA of Maudiozyma saulgeensis, 1686 nucleotides long. The record is from the annotation of a GenBank genome assembly. NCBI's taxonomy places the organism in Eukaryota, Fungi, Ascomycota, Saccharomycetes, Saccharomycetales, Saccharomycetaceae.
AUGGCACCUGAUGAUGAAAGUAUACUACUUGAGUUAAGAGGAUACUUUCGUCCUUCUUACACAGGUAAAUUAUACUUCGAAAACAAUCUUUAUCCAGUUUUAGGUUGUGAUGGUGCAUACGCAUAUCAGUCAAUUACAAAUUAUUGGUCCAUAAGAGAAAACGUAUUUGUUAACGAGACCAGUGAUGGCACAUUAUGUACGCAUAACCUGUCCGUUCCAUUUUAUUCGCCUUCAUCAUUAUUCAGAACUAGUUCAGCCACCAAAAAUAGCAUAGCAGGUAAUACAAUGUUGAUGGGUGAUGGUUUUUACAAAGAUAUAUACUACUCUUUUAAGAUGCUAGUCAUUGUGAAUGGUGACGCUUUAAACUCAAGAUCCGAUACGUACAUUGAGGAUGAAAAUGGGAAGCAUUAUGUUCAGUUUGAUAGUAAUACUAUCUUUUAUGAUCCACAUGAAAAUUUUGAAGCUGAUGAUGCGAACUAUUCGCUGACGUUCCCAGGGAAUUGUCCAGCUUUGGAUGGUGAGGAAUUUGUAGAUGAUAUUAUUGUUCCUCCUACGGAGGAGGUCCCCGAUGAGUGUCCGGUAUCAUCAUCUUCUGUGGUUAGUUCAUCGGCUACUAGUAGUUUAGAAUCCUCAAGCACCGUUGAAUCUAGUAGUAUUUUACCAAGUGCUACCGAGUCUAGUAGUUUAGAAUUAUCCAGUACCGCUGAAUCGAGUAGUAUUAUUUCUAGCAGCUUCGAAUCCAGUAGUGUCGUUUCUAGCACUGUUACGUCAAGUACCAUUGAGCCUAGUAGCAUUGUUUCCAGCACUACCGAUUUAAGUAGUGUGGUUUCAAGUGAAAGUGAUCCCUCGAGUAGUUCAACCAUUUCAAGUAAGCCAGUUGAAUCUUCAAGUGAUAGCCAAAGCAUUCAAACAAGUUCAUUUUCUGAAUCUGAAUCUGAAAGAGUAACUAUUUCUUCUUUACCUGUCAGUCACAGUAGUAGCUCUUAUGUUAGUAUUGAAACAUUAUCUUCUUCAGACUCAACUAUUUCUGUUACUAUAGACUCAUCCUCCCAAAUAACAUCCGAUAUUUACUCUUCCAGUGUUGUUGAUUCACAAAUAUCGUCUGAGGAUAUUGCUACCUCGACUAUAUCCUAUACCAAUAUGACAGAAUCUUCAAGUAUUACUCAUGUGUCGUCUAGUGAACAAACUGAUUUCAUUUCCUCUACCACUGAAGAACGCUACAGUUCUUCAAGUGAUGCAAUUAUUGAGAAGCCGACAAUAGCAACUACAACAUCUAAGUCAUAUAAUUCCAAAUCUUCAACCGUCCGCAAUCAGCAUUUAUCUAACUCGUAUCUAACGGUUACAACUACUGAUAGUUCAGGUAUGACAAUCACAUAUACUGAAUGUCCUGUAUGCAGUUCGCAAUCAAAUUCGUUAUCCAAACAGAUUACCACCCUUUCAAGCACAACAAAUAACAAACAGACAAAUAUUGUUUCAACAAUAUCGGCACACACAGAUGAACAUGAUACCAUCAGAACAAAAUCAUCCAUAUCAUCUUGUGAAACAUGUACUAUCUCACAACUACCUGUAUCGGCAGAAGUAGGACAAAGUACCGAAGCUAUUUUAUCUGUACAACUAGGUGAAGCUAACAAGGUAUCGUUUGAAGCAUUUGUGACAGGCUUUAUAUUUGUUGUAGCAUUUUUAUAA